This is a messenger RNA of Nicotiana attenuata, 2472 nucleotides long. Its product is annotated as V-type proton ATPase catalytic subunit A-like. Gene Ontology annotation, biological process: ATP metabolic process; proton transmembrane transport. The record is from RefSeq and is a predicted model, not a curated record. Gene Ontology annotation, molecular function: proton-transporting ATPase activity, rotational mechanism; ATP binding; ATP hydrolysis activity. Gene Ontology annotation, cellular component: plant-type vacuole; proton-transporting V-type ATPase, V1 domain. The coding region runs from base 183 to 2054 and encodes 623 amino acids. NCBI's taxonomy places the organism in Eukaryota, Viridiplantae, Streptophyta, Magnoliopsida, Solanales, Solanaceae. The transcript is spliced from 20 exons.
UUACUGCCCUCCCUCGUUCUUUCUAUCACUACAAGGUGAAGGUUCCUCCAACAAUUAUUGCCUAUCUACUCUCUCGCUGCUUUGACCUCAAUCACACUUCUCUGUGUGUGGGAUUUCAAUUCUGAGGUAUCAGAUCUUUGCAAUUCAGAUUUACUUCUGUCUAUUAGCAUCAGUUUCCCACAAUGCCGUCACUUUUCGGAGGUCCUAUGACUACUUUUGAGGAUUCUGAGAAGGAAAGCGAGUAUGGCUACGUCAGAAAGGUGUCUGGACCAGUGGUUGUUGCUGAUGGAAUGGCAGGGGCUGCCAUGUAUGAACUAGUUCGUGUCGGACAUGACAAUCUCAUUGGUGAAAUUAUUAGGCUCGAAGGAGAUUCUGCUACAAUUCAGGUCUAUGAAGAAACAGCUGGUCUGAUGGUGAAUGAUCCUGUGCUACGUACACGCAAGCCCCUGUCAGUAGAGCUGGGUCCUGGAAUAUUGGGAAACAUCUUCGACGGUAUUCAGAGGCCUCUGAAGACAAUUGCAAAAAGGUCUGGUGAUGUCUACAUCCCUCGAGGUGUAUCUGUUCCGGCCUUGGACAAGGAUAUACUAUGGGAAUUUCAGCCUAAGAAAAUAGGUGAGGGAGAUCUCUUAACAGGUGGAGAUUUGUAUGCUACUGUCUUUGAGAACACCUUAAUGGAACAUCGUGUUGCUCUUCCUCCUGAUGCCAUGGGAAAGAUUACUUACAUUGCUCCAGCUGGUCACUACUCUUUGAAUGAUACUGUUCUUGAGCUUGAGUUUCAAGGCGUCAAAAAGCAAGUGACUAUGCUUCAGACUUGGCCUGUGCGUACUCCUAGGCCUGUUGCAUCAAAGUUAGCUGCUGAUACUCCUCUUCUUACUGGACAGCGUGUUCUGGAUGCCCUGUUCCCCUCAGUGCUUGGUGGUACUUGUGCCAUACCUGGUGCUUUUGGCUGUGGGAAGACAGUGAUUAGUCAAGCUCUUUCCAAGUACUCUAACUCGGACACUGUCGUGUAUGUUGGUUGUGGAGAAAGAGGAAAUGAAAUGGCAGAGGUACUUAUGGAUUUCCCUCAAUUGACAAUGACACUGCCUGAUGGGCGUGAAGAGUCUGUCAUGAAACGUACCACACUUGUGGCUAAUACUUCAAACAUGCCUGUGGCUGCUCGUGAGGCCUCAAUCUAUACAGGUAUUACUAUAGCAGAAUACUUCAGAGACAUGGGUUACAAUGUCAGUAUGAUGGCAGAUUCGACAUCUCGUUGGGCAGAAGCUUUACGUGAAAUCUCAGGUCGAUUGGCUGAGAUGCCUGCAGACAGUGGAUAUCCUGCUUAUUUGGCAGCACGUUUGGCGUCUUUCUAUGAGCGUGCUGGUAAAGUUAAGUGUCUUGGUGGACCAGAGAGAACUGGUAGUGUGACGAUUGUUGGUGCUGUUUCUCCUCCAGGAGGAGAUUUCUCAGAUCCUGUUACAUCUGCAACCCUCGGUAUUGUUCAGGUCUUCUGGGGUCUGGAUAAGAAAUUGGCUCAAAGGAAACACUUUCCAUCUGUAAAUUGGCUUAUUUCCUAUUCGAAAUACUCUGGGGCACUAGAGUCCUUUUAUGAGAAGUUUGAUGCUGAUUUUAUUGACAUAAGGACAAAAGCCCGUGAGGUGCUGCAGAGGGAGGAUGACCUAAAUGAAAUUGUUCAACUUGUCGGAAAGGAUGCUUUAGCUGAAACAGAUAAGAUUACCUUGGAAACUGCAAAGCUUUUAAGGGAGGACUACCUUGCACAAAAUGCUUUUACACCAUAUGAUAAGUUCUGCCCUUUCUACAAAUCUGUUUGGAUGUUGCGCAACAUUAUCCACUUCUAUAACUUGGCUAACCAGGCUGUUGAACGAGGAGCUGGUAUGGAUGGACAGAAAAUUACUUACACUCUCAUUAAGCACCGUCUAGGAGAUUUAUUCUACCGUUUGGUGUCCCAAAAGUUCGAGGAUCCAGCAGAAGGCGAGGACGUUCUGGUGGGCAAGUUUAAGAAGCUUCAUGAUGAUUUGACUGCUGGUUUCCGCAACCUUGAGGAUGAGACUCGAUAACUGUAAUUUGCUGAAACGUGCAAUUUUUGGAGGAAUCGAUCGAAUUCGUGAGCAGAAAAUAAUUCUGUAGUCUUCUACAAUGUAAGAACACAUCAAGUGAGUUGUGUGCAGUCUUCCGUAAUGCACGUCUGGAUCCAUGAAAUCUGGAGAAAUCAUGGUGGAAAAAUGCGUGUUUGCUCAGUCUUUUAUAUGGUUGCUGUAUCUCUAUUUAUCCAGUAGCAUGGCGAAUGACAGGGUCAUUUAGGUGUAUUUAUCUUGAGUUUUGAUUUUAUCAUCAGAUUUGAAGAAUAAAGUUGUGAUUGAGAAUUUAUACCUAAGCGAUAUCACUUGGGUACAUGUUUGUUCUUUAAUUUAUUGAACUGAUGUGCAAUAAUUAAUAAUAAGGUCUUGAGGUGCACCACUCUUGAAAUUGCUUGUC